AUGAUUGGGAGGGGAUUGGAACACCUGAAUCACAUGAUAUGGAGGGGAUUGGAACACCUGAAUCACAUGAUUGGGAGGGGAUUGGAGCACCUGAAUCACAUGAUUGGGAGGGGAUUGGAACACCUGAAUCACAUGAUAUGGAGGGGAUUGGAACACCUGAAUCACAUGAUUGAUAGGGGAUUGGAGCACCUGAAUCACAUGAUUGGGAGGGGAUUGGAACACCUGAAUCACAUGAUAUGGAGGGGAUUAGAACACCUGAAUCACAUGAUAUGGAGGGGAUUGGAACCCCUGAAUCACAUGAUUGGGAGGGGAUUGGAACACCUGAAUCACAUGAUUGGGAGGGGAUUGGAACACCUGAAUCACAUGAUAUGGAGGGGAUUGAAACACCUGAAUCACAUGAUUGGGAGGGGAUUGGAGCACCUAAAUCACAUGAUAUGGAGGGGAUCGGAACACCUGAAUCACAUGAUAUGGAGGGGAUUGGAGCACCUGAAUCACAUGAUAUGGAGGGGAUUGGAACACACCUGAAUCACAUGAUUGGGAGGGGA
Messenger RNA from Staurois parvus, 545 nucleotides. The record is from the annotation of a GenBank genome assembly. Lineage: Eukaryota; Metazoa; Chordata; Amphibia; Anura; Ranidae.